This is a messenger RNA of Anisakis simplex (herring worm), 513 nucleotides long. The record is from the annotation of a GenBank genome assembly. Lineage: Eukaryota; Metazoa; Nematoda; Chromadorea; Rhabditida; Anisakidae.
AUGGCAGCUGUUUCACUGUCAGCUAUCUUCAAUAGCGUUGACGCAGAUCGAUCAGGCCGUAUAAGUGCUGAUGAGCUUCAAAGGGCACUCUCGAAUGGAACAUGGACACCAUUCAAUCCAGAAACUUGCAGACUCAUGAUAGGGAUGUUCGAUUCGGAUCGUGAUGGAGCGAUUGAUUUUGCUGAAUUUUCUGCGCUUUGGGAUUAUAUAAACCAGUGGACGCAAUGUUUCCGAUCAUUUGAUCGUGACGGCUCGGGCAACAUUGAUAAAUUUGAACUUUCUGCUGCGCUGAAACAGUUUGGAUAUCGUUUAAGUGAUCAAUUCGUUGAUUUGCUGAUGACUAAAUUCGACCGUACACAUACGUAUCGUGUCAAUUUCGAUGACUUCAUUCAGUUGUGCGUCGUACUACAAACGUUAACUGCGUCAUUCAAAGAUAAAGAUACGGAUAGGGAUGGCAUCAUAACAGUUGGAUAUGAAGAAUUCCUCACCAUGGUAUUCACUUGUAAUAUGUAA